Calypte anna (Anna's hummingbird) is the source of this 4793-nucleotide messenger RNA. RefSeq names its product nuclear cap binding protein subunit 1 (gene NCBP1). The transcript has 23 exons. Gene Ontology annotation, molecular function: mRNA binding; protein binding; RNA cap binding. The coding region runs from base 66 to 2450 and encodes 794 amino acids. Gene Ontology annotation, cellular component: nucleus; nuclear cap binding complex. Lineage: Eukaryota; Metazoa; Chordata; Aves; Apodiformes; Trochilidae. Gene Ontology annotation, biological process: nuclear-transcribed mRNA catabolic process, nonsense-mediated decay; mRNA export from nucleus; regulation of mRNA processing. The record is from RefSeq and is a predicted model, not a curated record.
GCGCGCUCGUCUCAGGCCCGCGCGAGGCGUCCCGCACCGUCGCUCCCCGCCUCUCGCCCUCCGCCAUGUCGCGGCGGCGACACAGCGACGACAGCGAUGGGCAGCCCCACAAGAGGCGGAGAACGUCGGAGCCGUCGGAGAUCGAGGAGAGGCUGGAAUCGCUGAUCUGCAGGGUGGGAGAGAAGAGUAAUUCAUCUCUGGAGAGCAACCUGGAGGGACUAGCUGGUGUUUUGGAAGCUGAUCUGCCAAACUACAAAAGCAAGAUACUAAGAAUACUAUGCACUGUUGCACGUCUAUUACCAGAAAAACUUACUGUUUACACCACACUAGUUGGGUUGCUAAAUGCCAGGAACUACAAUUUUGGUGGGGAAUUUGUAGAAGCCAUGAUUCGUCAGCUUAAAGAAUGCCUGAAAGUCAACAUGUAUAACGAAGCUGUGCAUUUAGUUCGUUUUCUGUCAGAUCUUGUGAAUUGUCAUGUAAUCGCUGCACCUUCGAUGGUAGCUAUGUUUGAGAACUUUGUGAGUGUGACACAAGAGGAAGAUGUACCCCAAGUACGAUGUGACUGGUAUAUGUUUGCAUUUUUGUCAUCUUUGCCCUGGGUUGGGAAGGAGCUAUAUGAGAAAAAGGAUGCUGAAAUGGAUCGUCUUCUGUCUCAGACAGAAAGCUAUUUGAAGCGGCGCCAGAAGAUCCAUGUACCCAUGCUACAGGUUUGGACUGCUGAUAAACCACAUCCACAAGAAGAGUAUUUAGACUGCCUCUGGUCCCAGAUUCAGAAGUUGAAGAAAGAUCGUUGGCAAGAGCGACACAUUCUGAGGCCCUACUUGGCUUUUGACAGCAUUCUCUGUGAAGCACUGCAGCACAAUCUGCCUCCCUUCACUCCUCCACCUCACACCGAAGAUUCAGUGUACCCAAUGCCAAGGGUUAUUUUUAGGAUGUUUGAUUACACAGAUGACCCUGAGGGCCCUGUCAUGCCUGGCAGCCACUCUGUUGAACGAUUUGUAAUAGAAGAGAAUCUUCACUGCAUCAUCAAAUCGCACUGGAAAGAGAGAAAGACCUGUGCUGCACAGCUAUUGAGCUAUCCAGGAAAUAACAAGAUUCCUCUGAAUUACCACAUAGUAGAGGUAAUAUUUGCAGAAUUGUUUCAACUUCCAUCUCCACCACAUAUUGAAGUCAUGUACACAACUCUCCUGAUUGAAUUGUGCAAACUGCAGCCUGGUUCUUUACCACAAGUUCUUGCGCAGGCCACAGAAAUGCUCUACAUGCGUCUGGAUACGAUGAAUACAACAUGUGUGGACAGAUUUAUUAACUGGUUUUCUCACCACUUGAGCAACUUCCAGUUCCGCUGGAGCUGGGAAGAUUGGUCAGACUGUCUUACUCAGGACCUUGAAAAGCCCAAGCCCAAAUUUGUGAGAGAGGUUUUGGAAAAGUGCAUGCGACUCUCCUAUCAUCAGCGAAUAAUAGAUAUUGUUCCUGCAAGUUUUUCUGUCCUCAGUCCUGCUAAUCCAGUGUGCAUUUACAAAUAUGGAGAUGAAAGCAACAGGUCUCUUCCAGGAUAUUCUGUGGCACUCUGUUUAACAAUUGCAAUUAAAAACAAGGCCAGUAAUGAUGAAAUCUUCAGCAUUUUAAAAGAUGUACCUAAUCCAAACCAGGAUGAUGAUGAUGAUGAAGGAUUUACCUUCAAUCCUCUGAAAAUAGAAGUCUUUGUUCAGACUCUGCUCCAUCUAGCUGCAAAGUCUUUCAGCCACUCCUUCAGUGCCCUGGCAAAGUUUCAUGAAGUCUUCAAAACACUUGCUGAAAGUGAUGAGGGGAAACUUCAUGUUCUGAGGGUUGUAUAUGAAGUUUGGAAGAAUCAUCCACAGAUGAUUGCUGUGCUUGUGGACAAGAUGAUUCGGACACAAAUUGUUGACUGUGCUGCAGUAGCAAACUGGAUCUUCUCUUCAGAGCUUGCACAUGACUUUACUAGGUUUUAUAUCUGGGAGAUCUUACAUUCCACAAUUCGUAAGAUGAAUAAGCAUGUUUUGAAGAUUCACAAAGAGCUGGAGGAGACUAAGGCAAGAUUGGCCAGGCAGCACAAAAGACGAGACAGUGAUGAUGAUGAUGAUGAUGACGACCGAAGCAGUGAUCGGGAGGAUGGGCCUCUAGAGGAGCAGAUUGAGCGUUUGCAGGAGAAAGUAGAGUCAGCCCAGAGUGAGCAGAAGAAUCUGUUCCUUGUUAUAUUCCAGCGUUUCAUUAUGUUGUUAACUGAGCACCUAGUGCGCUGUGAGACUGGUGGAAUUGAUGUAUUUACACCGUGGUACAAGAGCUGUAUAGAGAGGUUGCAGCAGAUCUUCCUGCAGCAUCACCAGAUAAUCCAGCAGUACAUGGUCACUCUAGAGAACCUCCUGUUUACAGCUGAACUGGACCACCACAUACUGGCUGUGUUUCAGCAGUUCUGUGCUCUGCAGGCCUGAGGAUUAUUCACAGGCAGAGUCUUUGUCUGCAGGACUUUAAUGAAUUUAAUUUUUUCUUUUUUAAAUGGGGAUGCAAGAAAUUUUUGACUAAAACUGGCUUUCGUGUGCUCCUAUAUAUAACAAUACAGUACUCUAACCAACAGCAAACUGUGUAAGCAUCAUAAGCCUUACAAGAUAUGACUGAUAGGGGAUAGACCUGAAGUGUAAAGUAUUAAUUUUUUGUUGUCUUUUAAUUUGGUUUGACUCUUGACUUCAUGAUAGUAUUUUUAUUUCUGUUGUUGUUAUUCAUAUAAAAAUAAAUAUAAAAAAGGAAAAAAAAACCCCAAACAGCCCAACCCCUGCCCCCGACCAGCAGAAUUUGUUACCCCUGCCUGGCCCUUAAAUCAAAGGAAUUACAGUAAUGAGGAACAGCUCAUAGUGUUUUGUGAGUAUGAAAAGGAAUGCACCUUCUCAGUGAGUAAUGUGGCAGGCUCUCUAGCAUGGCACAGGAAAAGUGUUGAAACUUUGGGCGUGUGAAACACAUUAGUUAAACUUUCAAUGUAGUAUAGAGCAUUUGGAUUGGCAUAUUACCAGACCAGCUAGGUUUUCAGUUUGAAAGACCAUGGUUGUCAAACAAUUGAAAUACAUUUUUUAAUGUAUUGUCUAGUGUUUUGUUACAAUAGCUACAAGCAGUCAGUAGAGGAACUUCAUGGAGAAUUUCUGAGAAAUGCAAUCCUUUUUGUGGUAUGGUUGAAGAACCAUGAACUGCUUUUGGCAACAGUCUUCACUGGUACAUAGAAAGAGAAAGCAAGUGUUGGAGAGGAACAAAGUUUGGACUUGGGUACUGUAAGCCUUACCCCUGGGUGUUGAGAACUCCAGCCCCGGGUGCCAUGGGAGAGGGCAGAGCAGUACUCAACUCAACUUGUUUCUUUAUUUCAGCCUGUAAGUAGUUGGGCUGCCAGCCUUGCACUGGGCUGGACCUGCAGGCCUGCAGCAGUGCCAGAAAUCUUCCUGGAUCUGAGGGUGGGUGAACCAACUGCCCUCACCUCAUCUGGAUUAAUAACAACUGCUUUGUGGUGGCUCCAUCUGCUACCCUUCCCUUGCUUUAAAAUGUGACAAAAGCAAGUACUCCCUUGUGUUCAGAAAGCAUUUUAGUGCUGAAUUAAGUGAUAUCUCGCAGGAGACUUAGACUGGGAGAACACCACCUGAGAAGAGAGUACCCUUAGUUUUGAGUUAUGCAAAUGACAUGAUAUAGCUAAAGGCCAAACCAGAGUGGUCUGUACUAUGGUAAGCAAGGAUGAAUGGCAAAGAGGCUGCCUAAGGUGCUCAGGUCCAGCAGUGUAAAGUAUAUUUCCAAGCUGUUCAUGGUCUCUUCAUUUUCCAAAUGAAUGUUUAAAAGAAUUUCAUGCCCCGCGCUAUUCAGUUUAAGCUUAAAAAGUGAGCUUUGAGUAAUUUUGUUCCUGUAAAAGUUAUUUUUUCAAGUAUUAGACUUAGUAAUGCAUUUCAUCCAUGUGUUGACCAAUUGACCUCCUGAUGAAGUGAGGAGGAUAAAAAAUGGAACUUUAUACUUUUGAGUGUUGACCUAAGUUUGUGUGUGGCCUGUAGCAAUCCCAUAUAGCCUUAUAGACUUAGAUCUGUUUCUUCUGCUUUAUCUGCUUACCCUUUCUGAUUUGAUGAUCCCUUUCAGGGAACAUUCUUUCAGGGUAUAUUGUUAAUUGUGAAUUCGCUUUACGCAAGGGUUUUGUCAGUCAUGCACAGGCUUUUGCUUCAAAUCUUUGUUAAUGUUCUUGGGUAAUCAAAUAGUUGUUGAGUUUGGUUUUUUUAAAAGAAACAUUUAAUACUGUAGAGGUUUUAAUUGGGGUUUUGAUAGUUUUUUCACUGGCUCAGAUCAGUAUCAGAGUUCUGAUAUUAACUAAUGGUGGGGGGUCUGACUAUAAAUGUGACUUCUGUAAAACUGAAAAUGCAGUUAAAGCUUGCAAGCCUGUAACUUCAUCUGAGCCUUGACGAGUACGGGUGCUGGGGAUCCAGUUGCAGAUGCCUGAGCAUAAGUCUUUGAUGUAAAACCAAAUAACAAAUGUCUUUUCAAAAUUGAUUUGACUUCCAUGGUGAGUGUAAGCUUUGAUUACAUUUCUUGAGUCUCUUGGACACCUUGCCAUCUUUCUAAGUCCAGUGGCACACACCUGACUGUCUUUCCUGUAGGAAAGAGAAUGAGACACUUGCAGUGUGACACCAGCAGCUAACUGGAGAAACUUGGAACUGCUGAAGUGUGAGGUGGUGGAUAGUGUAAAGAUGCUGUAGAAAUGUUGUGUGGUUGGAAAAACAUGCACAAUUAAAGACAAAACUAAGUGAAGGUGAAGAAGGUUG